AUGGUUGGAAACUCUUCGCGCAAGGACAUCGGAAGGUUCGAAUCGCGCACUCCGCACGGACAUCUAGGACACAGGCAGACCCCCGCAUUCGCCCCAGCAGAAGAGACUGUAGCGGCAGCGGCUCAUUAUGUCUCGGCCCAAAUGCUGACGUUUGCAUCACCAUCGCAACAACUCUACAGCCCUCACAAGAUCACCCAGUACAAGACUGGUAAGGCUUCGCUGUACGCUCAGGGUAAGCGUCGUUACGACAGGAAGCAGAAGGGUUACGGUGGUCAGACCAAGCCCGUCUUCCACAAGAAGGCCAAGACCACCAAGAAGGUCGUUCUGCGUCUGGAGUGCACCCAGUGCAAGUACCGCUCGCACGUUGCGCUCAAGCGUUGCAAGCACUUCGAGCUCGGUGGUGACAAGAAGCAGAAGAACGCCGCCCUGGUCUUCUAA
Molecule: messenger RNA, 438 nt
Organism: Moesziomyces antarcticus
Lineage: Eukaryota; Fungi; Basidiomycota; Ustilaginomycetes; Ustilaginales; Ustilaginaceae
Product: 60S ribosomal protein L42
Exons: 2
Coding region: 1-438 (145 amino acids)
Biological process (GO): translation
Cellular component (GO): ribosome; cytosolic large ribosomal subunit
Molecular function (GO): structural constituent of ribosome
Source: RefSeq, a predicted model, not a curated record